CGGCAGCAUAAAGAGUUUGUCAUUAAAUUUAUUUGUUUUAAGGCUUACACCGAAUUAACAUGAGGCCCACAAAUACUCACCACACCCUCAGAUGAGGACGUUGCUUUUUGGAGCGUGGGUGGUAUUUUACGUCGCUUUUCUUCUGGCAUCACGAAAGAUGUGGACAAGAAAGUAUGUCCGCAGUCCCCUUGCACGAGCUCUUUUCGUUAAUAUGGUAACCGAGACAGAGAUGCCUGGAUACGAAACUCAAGAGUGGUACCGCUGCUGCCCUGACAUGCUUGGAGAAGCUUUGCAACCACUGUUUAUACAGAGCCAUAUGGACACAGACACUAAGGCUUUUCUGAAGAGGAGUGUGGAGAAGUCUGGCUGGCUGUUCACACAGCUCUACCAUUCCUUCUUCUCCACUAUCUUCAGCCCUGUCGUCUCACGAACAUCCAUCAAUGGGUUUCUGGGUCGAGGGUCCAUGUUUGUUUUUUCGAAGGAUCAGUUUCAACAUCUUCUGAAGAUAUCUCCAGACUGGCAAGGGGACAGAUUGCUGGACUUAGGAGCAGGAGAUGGAGGUGUCACAGAUGUGAUGAGCGCUCAUUUCCGAGAAGUCUAUGCAACCGAGGUGUCCCCUCCCAUGAAGUGGCAUCUUCAAAGAAAGAACUACAUGUUGCUGGGCAUUGACGAAUGGCAGAGGACAGGGUUCCAGUAUGACCUGAUCAGCUGUCUGAACCUGUUGGACCGCUGUGAUGAACCAAUGGAGCUGCUCAGGGACAUAAAGAACGCCCUUGUGCCAAACUCAGGCAGGCUCAUUUUGGCAGCGGUGGUGCCCUUCCAGCCUUAUAUUGAAAUAGGUGGGAGGUGGGAGCGUCCAAAGCACCAUAUAAAAAUAAAGGGCAAGACUUGGGAGGAACAAGUUACAAACCUGUCCAGUGAGGUAUUCCAGAAGGCUGGAUUUGAAGUGGAGGCGGUCACACGGUUGCCAUACCUUUGUGAGGGAGAUAUGUACAAUGAUUACUAUGUGUUGGAUGAUGCUGUGUUUGUGUUGAAACCUCAGGAAUGACGUUAUAUUUCCCUCUGUUAUGACGAGAAUGACUUUGUUUUACAGAUUUGUCUAGAAGCUGUAGUGUUAAGUAGCCCAUUGCACUGCUUUGAGUAGAAAAUAGUGUUUUCAUCACUGGCUAGAAAUCACUGUCUUGAAAUCACUGGUUAGAAUAUUGAUUAAUGCUCUACAUACUACGCCGAAUUCAGAUUCCACCUCCAAUCUGUGUGAUAUCUGAAAAUAAACUAGAAUAUAUUACAACUCUGGAACCUCCAGAGAGAAUCACAGUUAUGUGGUUCAAGAGUAAUGAUACAAAAUCUUUUUUGAAAUUACUACAUAUUUUACCUUCACUUUGCCUUUUAAUUUCUUGGCAUGAAAUACUAUGUCAGUAAUUCAUCAUUUUGAAAAAAAAAAAUGUAUAUAUGGAAGUAUUGUACUUUAUUCUGUUUAAAGUGGAUAGACUUUGCCAUACUUGAGCUAUUGAUGACCCCUGUGCCUCUCCAUGGUUGGAUUUAUUUUCUACAGUUUUAUUCAUGGGUUGGUCUUGUUGGUUUUACAUACCUGUGUGAACACAAAGUGACCUGUCGUUACAUUUGUGUUUACGGUGCACAAGGACCAAAUUAAGCACAAUGUAAUUUAUUUCUACUAACACAGAACAUCUCUAUGGAAUUUUAUGCAAACAACAUUACUCUUGGUAUUCACUGUGCAUUAAACUCAGGCUACCAAGCUGCAGUAAAAAUACAGCAAAUACAUCAGGGUUUUCAGUGUCAGCAUUGACCUGACCUAUUUCUUGGCAAUGCCAUCUCACAUUAAUAGCAAUAAGGAGUCCUGCACUUGAGUGUGUUUCAUUUACUUACAUGUGAGGUUUUUUCCCCUCAGUGGCUGAAUUGUUAUGCCAGCAAUGAAUGAUUAUUACUAUAGCAUCAAACACAAUAUUGUUUACAUGUGUAGUGUUCUUUUUUUUGGAGGGGAGUGUAACCGAUGUAUGAAAUUUGUUCGUUACAUUGCAUCUACAGAUAGUGCCAGUAUCAGAGGGUCACUGAUGUGUUACUGAUUUGGUGAAGGACUGUCACAGUAAACGAAUAGCUUAAAAUGUAAAUAAUUAUAGCAGAUACCUUUAACAUAUACAGAAACUAAGAAUAUCGCAGAAAUUCAUGUGUCUGUGUAAACACUGUUAUAACGCUGAUCCAUUGUAAAUUCGUCUGUGUGUAAUUUUACACAUAGUUUACCAUAGAUUUAAUGAAUGAAAUUAUUGGCAAGUAAUUAUUGAAAAAAGUAGUUACUUUGUAUUGUUUUCAUUUUAAAACGUGUUCAAGUUAGAUCUACUUCCUAAGCUCACCCACUGGACAACCUGAAUUAUAAGUAUGCAACUAGUUUUAGCUAUGUCCAGAAAACCCUCUUGUAACUGUCCCGUGCUUACAUAGUUCUGAAUUUCUAGAAAACCUUUAAUAACCUGUUAUUGCAAAUAUUGG
Chanos chanos (milkfish) is the source of this 2499-nucleotide messenger RNA. RefSeq names its product methyltransferase 9, His-X-His N1-histidine (gene mettl9). NCBI's taxonomy places the organism in Eukaryota, Metazoa, Chordata, Actinopteri, Gonorynchiformes, Chanidae. Gene Ontology annotation, molecular function: protein-L-histidine N-pros-methyltransferase activity. The coding region runs from base 92 to 1048 and encodes 318 amino acids. The record is from RefSeq and is a predicted model, not a curated record. The transcript has 6 exons.